This is a messenger RNA of Etheostoma spectabile (orangethroat darter), 4157 nucleotides long. It is a transcript of the gene dyrk3, whose product is annotated as dual specificity tyrosine phosphorylation regulated kinase 3. Lineage: Eukaryota; Metazoa; Chordata; Actinopteri; Perciformes; Percidae. Gene Ontology annotation, cellular component: cytoskeleton; cytoplasm; nucleus. Gene Ontology annotation, biological process: cytoplasmic stress granule disassembly; peptidyl-serine phosphorylation; positive regulation of cell cycle G2/M phase transition. The record is from RefSeq and is a predicted model, not a curated record. The transcript is spliced from 6 exons. Gene Ontology annotation, molecular function: protein serine/threonine/tyrosine kinase activity; ATP binding; protein serine/threonine kinase activity. The coding region runs from base 699 to 2510 and encodes 603 amino acids.
GCUGACUCCGGGCUCACUGAAGACGCCCUUAGCAACAACACACACAGCUGCGUCGAAUACGAUUCUCCUACCGCAGAGAAGACGGAUUAUACAGUGCCGCUUUUAUUGCACCGAGUACAGGUGAAGGUUUUCUGCGAAGGCGGUGCUCCGGUUAUUUCUGCAGUUAACAUGGGGCUACCCCUAGCGAGCUAGCCUAUUUUGGCUAGCCGUCCCUGAAGACUAGCGAAGCGGCCCCAAGCUGUCCCAAAGGAGGACAAUAUCGUGGGGGUUCGCCGAGUGGUAGCAUUGCAGCUUGCUAACUACAAAGUCAGCUAACCGGGAAUAAGCACGGGAAUGGUGCUCUGGAUCGACUCACUGUACCGACAGAGAAAGGCGAGGGGCACACGGGUCAGACCACCGAGCUGUAACAUUUGGACUCAAACUAUUUUUAACGGAGGGAGCGGCUGUCGGGCGGGCGAGUGUUUGUGUGGCUGUGCGAGCUAGCAGGCUAGCAAGCAAGGGAAACGACCCCCACCGCCUGCUCAGGUUUUUUUUUUUCUUCUUUUUUUCACGUUACUGAUCCACGGCAAAGUCAUUAACAUUAAUGCUGUUAGUUAAGUUUGCUACGUCACUCUAGUUUGAAUCUUUGUUUUCCACUUUUUUUAUUCGGAAUUUGUUUUCGUCACUUCGGAUGCUGGCAUCACAUAAUAAUUGCAAUCAUGAUGAUAAUAAGCAGAAAACCAGAGGGCCCAAUAGCAACAGCACGCCAUGGUGAUGGUCUUUAUGACUCGUACAUGAGGACAGACCACAUCCUUAAAGACGAAGCGGAUACAAACAGUCCGUCUGGGCUGCCCCCUAUGCCCAAACACACAGUUGUCAGUAACAAGGCUGCAAUGAGGGAUCAGGUAACUGUGCGAGCUGGCCAUCUGAAGGUCAAGUACCUGUAUGAAGACUCCACCAACAACCGAAAGAUAAACGCCAUAACCACGGCAACCACUCAGAACAGUGGGACCGCAGGUCAGACGCCCAGUAAACCUGCCCUGGUCUCCAGCCUCUCCAAGGAGCACAGUGUGGACAGUACCGAAUCCAGUAAGGGCUCCAGUGAAUCCUCUGGCCCUCAUGGAGUUGGGAAUGGAGGGAACAGUGGGAAGCUGUGUGGCCCUCUCACUCCUGACCAAGCUCUGAGACUGUACCGAUCCCAACUGACCAGCCUAGAGCAGACGGAGAUCCACUCCUACCCAGACAUCUACUUCGUGGGAGCCAGUGCCAAGAAGAGGCCUGCCGUUGCUGGAGGCAACAAUAACUGUGGCUACGAUGAUGAGCAGGGUGGAUACAUUCAUGUCGCCCAUGAUCACCUGGCUUACCGCUACGAGUUCCUCAAGAUCAUUGGUAAAGGUAGCUUUGGCCAGGUGGCUAAGGUAUACGACCACAAACUGCAGCAGCACCUGGCUUUGAAAAUGGUGCGCAACGAGAAACGUUUUCACCGGCAGGCACAGGAGGAGAUCCGCAUCCUGGAGCACCUGCGCAAGCAGGAUCGUAAUGGCACAAUGAAUGUUGUGCACAUGCUUGAAAACUUCACCUUCCGCAACCACAUCUGCAUGACCUUUGAGCUGCUGAGCAUGAACUUGUAUGAGCUUAUCAAGCGCAACAAGUUCCAGGGCUUCAGUCUGCCACUGGUCAGGAAGUUUGCACACUCCAUUUUGCAGUGCAUGGAGGCCCUGAGCAGGCACAGAAUCAUCCACUGUGACCUCAAGCCAGAGAACAUCCUGCUCAAACAACAGGGUCGCAGCGGCAUUAAGGUGAUUGACUUUGGCUCCAGCUGUUUUGAACACCAGCGGGUGUACACCUACAUCCAGUCUCGUUUCUAUCGAGCUCCAGAAGUGAUCCUUGGUUCACGUUACGGCCUUCCUAUCGAUAUGUGGAGCUUUGGCUGCAUACUGGCUGAGCUGCUGACUGGCUACCCCCUGUUCCCCGGUGAGGACGAGGGUGACCAGCUGGCCUGUGUCAUGGAGCUGCUGGGCAUGCCUCCGCAGAAGGUCCUGGAGCAGGCCAAAAGGGCAAAGAACUUCAUCAAUUCUAAGGGCCACCCUCGCUACUGCGGAGCCAACACCCUUCCCACUGGUGCCACUGUGCUGACAGGUUCUCGCUCCCGCCGCGGCAAGAUGAGAGGUCCCCCAGGUAGCAAGGAGUGGAGUGCUGCGCUCAAGGGCUGCGAGGACCCCACCUUUACUGACUUCAUAAAGAAGUGUUUGGACUGGGACCCCUCGUCUCGUCUCACCCCUAGCCAGGCCCUCAGACACCCUUGGCUGUAUCGCCGCCUACCUAAGCCCCUACCAGGAACUGAGAAGAGCCAAGGGGCCACGGUUAAACGGCUCUCCGAGCAUCACAGCACCUCCUUCCCUUCUAUUCUGGCAAAAGGGGGGCCUGGCUUAGGCACCACAGCUGCCAACAACAAACUGAGGAGCAACAUGAUUGGAGAUUCAGGGGAGGGCAUACCUCUUCGCACUGUCCUACCUAAACUUGUCUCUUAGAGAGAGAGUACUGUAUCUCCUCUCUUCCACUUCUUCUUCCUCUGUACUCCUCAGGAGGAGUCAGAGUAUAGGAGAAAGUGGAGACUAGGUUUAUAAACUUGUUUGGUUGUUCUUUUAUUUGUUUUCCUACGGAGAGGUGUCGACACCCCAGUUCCUGGUUUUUAAUAUUAGCUAACAGAGUGGGAGAGAGAGACAAUAAAAGAAACUCUAAAAAAAAAGUUUUUAUACAGAGGAUUUUCUUGAGCGGCUGUGGAGUUUCUGUAUACAGCCAUUGAUGAGGUUUGAUUUAGAAAAUGCUUAACAAAAAUGUCCUCAUGUGACUGGACAGCUUCGUAAAUGAGUAAAUGUUUUUAACCUCAAGUGAGUGGUGUGUGUGUGCAAAACAGACUCAAGCACACCUGCACUGUCACUUGCCUCACUUCACACUCUUUCCUAACACUCAAAGGGUGCCACCCUUUCUUGGGAAGUAUUUAUAUGAGUGAAACUUGAAAAGGGCUACAGAGAUUACUUUUACCACAUUAGAAUUAGCAGCAAGCAAAGAUUUCUUCAGCCAACACAAUUUUAAUAGAAAAAAGAAUCAUGCAUCAUGUGCGUUUGGCAUUAUGUAGUGAAGAAUUAUGGAAAGAAUUUAGCUCGAACUGUCACAAAGGUGUCACCGUCACACUAUACUUCACAAAGUAUAUACUGCCUGCUGGAACACAAAAACUGAAUAUAUAUAUAUAUAUAUAUAUAUAUAUAUAUAUAUAUGAGAGAGAGAGAGAGGUGGAAAGUUAAAUUUGUAGGAAUGUCACCUGCCCAUGCCCCCUAAUUGGCUGCUGUGGUCGUUAGCAGUGGUGCAUUAAUACUAAUUGUGCAAGGUGAGAUGGAUCAUGGGAUAAAAUGAAAAUCGAUAUGUUUAAUAUGAGCCAAGAUAUGUUUUUUUUAAUUUCACAGGUGUAGAAGAGUUGACAGGACGGGCCAGUGACAAAGCCAGGUUUUUAUGGUACUGAAGAAAGAAGUGUUUCUCAGGGAGACAUAACUUGAUACAUCCCUUAAGCUUAUAUUAACUGUGUUCCACUACAGUUCCCUGUCCAACUAUGGAAGAACAUGCAUGCAGUUCAGUCCGCUGAGAGCAAGAGAAUGCAUAUACGAGUGUGUCUGGGAACGGGGCUCUGCAUGCUCCACGAUCUGACCUAGAUUCUCUCUCCUCCCCCCACCAUAUCUUUCUCUCUUGUUUUCUCUUACGCUUGUCUCAUGUUGGCCAGGGAACCUCUUAAACUCACACAUUUAUAGGGAAUUAUGGUGCUGUCUAAAACACACAGACACACAUCAGGUGCACGUUGUAUGGACCACAUCGCUCAAAGAGUUCAUUCUCUCGCGCCUCGUUUCCCAAGUGAAUCUGUCAGGAAUUUCUACUUUUUUUUUUUUUAAUUGAAGUGAUUUCUAUUUGCUAAGCAGUCCAGAAUAUCAGAGGAUGUAAAAAGAGAAAGCAGUAUACUGUCGUGUUGUACCUAGUGGUGUGCGUUAGUAGGAGGGUGUUUGGUGUUCUAGCAUGAAAAUCACAACCUGUUAUCAGACUGAGUGACUAUGAGAAGAGAAACUGUACAGUAACCAAAUGAAGUUAUAAUAGUUUCUUUUUCUAAAGAAAAUAAAAAGGAUUUACUGAAA